AUGUCUUCUACUAUCAAACAAAACUUUGAAGAGUGCUAUUGUACCAAGUGCAUUAAAAAUUAUAAAGGAUACACCUUAGUGUCAAAGAGAACUGCCCAGUGUCAUGGCAAGAAAGCAGCUUUAAAAGAUGCUAUCAGAAGUGAACUUGCUUUUAUAUUAAACACAGGUGCGCAGAGACAUGUAAUGAACAUUGAUGCGAAGUCUAUUUUAGUCCAAGAAUCUGGAUCCGUAGAAGUUCUUGCAUGUCAGUCUGACUUACCCGUUUUGGAUAUCUCCCCUAUGUCAGUUGAUUAUGAGGUCGAUGUUGAUUUCAAUGACAUAGACUUUGAGUAUGAGAGCAAUGAGAAUGCCAAAGAUACUGUUGAUAUUGAUGUUGAAGAAGUCGACACUGAAUGUUUGUAUGAAAACAUGUUUUCAAACAGCAGUAUGCCUGAGAAUCCUGUACACAGAUUCAUUGCAACAUUCACUGUGCUAUUUGCAUCCCGCUACGUGGUCAACAAGGGUGCAGUUGUCUUGAUUGAGUUCAUCAACAAGCUCUUGAAGAUUUACAAGCAGGACUUUCAGCUUCCCACGAGUCUGCCUGGUCUUCAGCAUAUGACGGGAUUCUGUGAGCUCUCCAAGGCCAUAAGACGAUUUGUGGCCUGCGAGGAUUGCCAUGCAAUUUACAAAGAAAAUCAAUCUGUUCCUCCUUGCUGCGUCUUUGUAAAGACAGGUGCUUGUGCAGCUUGUAACUGUGAAUUGACAAAGAAAUCUUUGUCUGGUGCUUUGGUUCCCAAGCGUAGUUUCCAUUACCAGUCCAUCAAAAAUGCGUUCAAGAUUCUUUUUAAUCGUCCAGGCUUCGAAGAAAAGAUACUACGUGGAACGAUCAUUGAUCCCAUGCACAACCUGUUCUUGGGGACAGCAAAAAGAAUGAUGGAUCAGUGGAUUGAACGUGGUAUUCUUGGAGACAGAGAUUUCACUGCCAUGCAAAAGAUAGCUGAUAAGAUAAUUGUACCAAAGGGAUAUACUGCAUUGAAAAGCAAAAUUGGCAAAAAAUUUGCAUUUAUGAAAGCGGACGAGUGGAAGUCGUGGGUAUUGAUAUAUUCUCCUGUGAUGUUGAAGUCGGUGCUCUCAUCCUUGCAUUUCAAUAACUGGGUUGAUUUUGUCCAUGCAUGCCGUCACCUUCCAUCUGCCUCCUCCACAAUUUUUCAGCCACCAUUCAUUUUGCAAGCAUUUGUGGAUUCUUCUGAAACUACCAGAAUUUCUAUCUUAGGCAACGAACCUCUCCCACCUACAUCCUUCCCACUUUCAGUUAGUAAACCUUCUUCAACGGGUGAUCUUGAUUAUCCCCAUUUGUUGGAAUACUACAAACUCGCGUACCUCACUCCUGAUCUCGUCCAUUAUCAAAAUGCUGCUGCCUCUCCAUUCUUUGUCGACAAUCCGAUUAUAAAGUUGAAAUCAAUCAAUAUUCUUGGCCAAGUGUACUAUGGCAAUAAUGGCACCACUGGCCGUGGAUCAUAUGUCCAAUCAUUGUUUCUUGGCAGAGAUGGAAGUAAAGAAACAACCUUCACUUGUCAAAUCAAGUAUAUCUUCAUUCAUUCAUUUACUUCUCCUCCAAUGUUGCCCUACUAUGAAGCCGAUUCCACGCAUCAUGAUCAACAUGUAUUUGCGUUUGUCAACUGGCUUCCAUUACUUGGAGAUAAAUCACAAGAGAAAGAUGGAGUUGAUAUUUGUGGUUCAACACCUUUGCCAUCAAACUAUCAUUCAAUUUUGCCUGUACAUAGAAUCUCUUUAGAAGUAGCAAUUGCUAAUUAUACAACAGGACUUGUCCAAAAAAAACUGAAAAAUUAA
Messenger RNA from Phycomyces blakesleeanus NRRL 1555(-), 1830 nucleotides. RefSeq lists its product as hypothetical. The record is from RefSeq and is a predicted model, not a curated record. The coding region runs from base 1 to 1830 and encodes 609 amino acids. The transcript has 7 exons. Lineage: Eukaryota; Fungi; Mucoromycota; Mucoromycetes; Mucorales; Phycomycetaceae.